Molecule: messenger RNA, 1807 nt
Organism: Homarus americanus (American lobster)
Lineage: Eukaryota; Metazoa; Arthropoda; Malacostraca; Decapoda; Nephropidae
Product: motile sperm domain-containing protein 1-like
Exons: 6
Coding region: 143-814 (223 amino acids)
Cellular component (GO): cytoplasm
Source: RefSeq, a predicted model, not a curated record
CAUUUCUCUGCCUCACCGGAGAACGUCUCCUCCCUAAAUCUGUAAACUCCGUUGCUCUUCCAAAUCCAACCGCAAAUUUACAACAAAAUCAAUAAUCACCACACCCUCUCCUGGCUACUGGCAGUAAGACUGUAAUGUGGUGAUGCAACCAAGUGGGCUGGAUGGAAGACUCCCAGUUUUCGUCUUUCCCCAGUCACUCACAUUUUACGUCGCUGAUCAGACCACUCACAAGCAAAUCGUAACUUUAUACAACCCAUAUGACUUCCGCAUCUCAUACUCGGUGUUGUGUAACAACCCAUCAUGCUUCACUGUGGAUAGCCCUAAAGGAUUUGUUCGUGCAAAAUGCUCUCUAGACAUCAUUAUAACACGGAUAAACCUCUCCUUGAGUGAUGCAAGCGACAGAGACAGAUUCCGCAUCCAGAUCUCUGAAGAUGAAAAGAGACAGGUGUUAGGGAAGAAGGAUGUUCCGGCCGUGCUGCUGAGUGGCACCCCGGAACCCCGUAGUGGGAGUGACAGCGACCAGUUCGAGUCCGUCCGUGCUCCCACUCACCAUGGUGCAGUGGGAGGAGCUAUAGGCAGUCAACUUCUCCCACAACAGCGUCAGCAGCCAUUUGGAACAUAUCAAGGGAGCACUGGUCCAAGCCUGGUGUUAGUUGCUGCUGCUGUGGUUUGCCUUGUGGGGUUACUCAUGCCCACUGAGGGUGAUCAGACCCCAACAAGAAUCCCAUCGUACCUACACCUAAACUCCAACAUCAAAAUUGUCAUCGCCUAUGUCCUAGGACUUCUCACAUAUGCUCUCCUAAGAGCUGGGUAAACUGGUGCAGUUUGAAGACUUGGAAGAAAGAAGGACUCAUAUUAUGCAGUGGUUUCACUAUACCAUUAUGUCACACUCAUUGCCUUUGUGUAAGAGUCUCAAGAGAAGACCAAUGAUUAUAUUCAUGUGAUAAAGCUCCUUUCAUGUAUUCUUUUCUUUAGUCUCAUCAUGUGUGUAAUUUGUAAGGGUAGCUUAGUAAAAUUUUAUAUAUUUAUUAAGAUGGAAUCGAAAGUUAUAAGUGACUUAAAAAGUUUGUGUUUCUUUUUAACAAAUACUAUUGAUGGAAAUGUAAAUUACCUGUCUCAGUCACUUUGUGUAUAAAUGAUUGUUUUGCUCAGAUGUUUUAGAAGUAUGCAGCAUUGUCUGCAUAGUUCUGCACUUAUUUUUGUUACCCUUCACCACUAGGCAUAAUUAGUUUUAUAUCAGGGAUUCAUUGUUUUUAUAUUUGAUUACAUAUUACUGUAUGAUAAAGAGAUGAAUUAGUUACAAACAGUUUAGUAAAUGGGAAAAUGUAUUAGAUUUAAUAAUACAGUAAAUAAAUAUUCAAGUCACUGUCUUCCCGUGUUUAACUUGAGAUAUGUCAUCUCAUUUACAAAGAUAUUUACCCACUAUUGCAAGUCUUAACCACAAGAGAAUGUUGCCUAUAAAGCAUUUCCCCAUUAACUUUAACUUGUUAGAAUGUGGGUAUGAGAUAAGGUCAAAGGCUUACUUGAGUUGGUUGAGCAUUUAUUCUGGAUAUGCUCUCUUUUAUAUGCAAAUUUCACCUGUCAUUUUAUACAAAUAGUAGAACUUAAUAUUUCAGUAUGUAUACUAACAUAAAUAUUGAUCUAUGGAAAGUUGCUGGCUGUAAGAUUUAUAAAAGGUAAUUUUAAACAUUUUGGAAGAUGUAUUACAAGGGUAUAUAUGUAACACAAGUGAAAUACUUCUUUUAUUAGCUAAUGUCAUGCAAUUAGUCUUAAUAAGAUAAAUGCACAAUAAAUAUAUAUAUAUAUA